This is a messenger RNA of Thunnus maccoyii (southern bluefin tuna), 2887 nucleotides long. It is a transcript of the gene upf3b, whose product is annotated as UPF3B regulator of nonsense mediated mRNA decay. Gene Ontology annotation, biological process: nuclear-transcribed mRNA catabolic process, nonsense-mediated decay; positive regulation of translation. Gene Ontology annotation, cellular component: nucleolus; cytoplasm. The transcript has 10 exons. Gene Ontology annotation, molecular function: mRNA binding. Bases 566 to 1993 code for a protein of 475 amino acids. Lineage: Eukaryota; Metazoa; Chordata; Actinopteri; Scombriformes; Scombridae. The record is from RefSeq and is a predicted model, not a curated record.
AUUUUACAUGCUGUCAAAUGUUUCCGAUUGUAAUAGUUGUUUAAAUGACUAGUGAACUGAAGGAUUACUUCUUUAGUUAAAUAAACAGAUAAUGCCGGAUCUAAAUGGAAUAUUGGAUGUUUACAGGAAAACCCGGGAUCACUUAAACAUGUCACAUAAUAGUUAAGUUAUUGUUAUGGUGUCAAAGUGUUUCAGACAAAAACAAACCGCUCAGAAACUGAGGGUCGGUCAGGCUUUUACUUUGAAGGGCGGCCGAAAAACGGAAACUAUAUUUUGCUGAUUUUGGGAGGUAAUUUUUUUUUAAAUGUAGAACUCUACGACGAAAUGCCAUUUCAGUCAAGAUACAGGGAAUAUACAUUUUAAAAGAUAUAAAUUGUAAUUAUAAAUUCAAAUUCGUGGUAGACGUUUGUUUUCUCCAACAGCGCCUCCCUCCGGCGUUGUCAUAGAACUGCGGCUCCAACCGUCGAGAGGAAGUUAGCCACUAGCCGGCUAAGUUGCUACAAAAAGUAAACAAGUCUGAGAGAUGAGAUGAAAUUCAGCCGUGGGACGAAAUAGCUUUUCAAUUAUGAAGGAAGACAAGGAAAACACUCGGCCCAAGGAGAGAAGGGUGGAAAUAAGGUGCGAAGAUGGAGAAAAAACGGAAAAGUCGAAGGAAAAGAAGGAGGCCAUGACAAAGAUUGUGAUCAGACGAUUACCACCAAGUCUGACCAAGGAGGAGCUGGAGGAGCAGCUGCAACCGCUUCCAGAGGUGGACUACCUGGAGUUUUUCUCCAAUGACACCAGCCUUUACCCUCAUCUCUUCGCAAGGGCUUACAUUAAUUUCAAAAAUCAAGAGGAUAUAGUUCUCUUCAGGGAUCGAUUUGAUGGAUAUGUGUUCAUUGACAACAGAGGACAGGAGUAUCCUGCCAUUGUGGAGUUUGCACCUUUUCAAAAAACUGCCAAAAAAAGAAGUAAGAAAAAGGACGCAAAAUGUGGAACAAUUACUGAAGAUCCUGAUUACAAGAAAUUUCUGGAAUAUUAUAACGGAGAUGAGGAAAAAUUUACAUCCACACCUGAGACCCUGUUGGAAGAGAUUGAGGCAAAAACAAAGGAACUUGUAGCUAAAAAAACAACUCCUCUGCUGGACUUCCUGAAGAAUAAACAGAGACUCAGGGAGGAAAAGAAAGAGGAGAGAAGGAGGAGAGAACUUGAACGCAAGCGCCUGCGUGAUGAGGAGCGUCGAAAGUGGAGGGAGGAGGAGAGAAGGAAGCGCAAAGAGGCCGAGAAGAUGAAGAGACUUGAGAAACCGCUGGAGAAAGACAAGGACCAUGUUAAAGAAGAACCAAAAAUCAAACUCCUGAAGAAGCCAGACCGAGGGGGGGAUGAUGCCGAUUCUGAGAAACCCAAGGAAAAAGCCAAGAAACCAGAGAGACCAAAUAAAGAGGACAGAUCCAUGGGAAGUGCUGAUCAUAAGAGACGCCAGAACAUUGAAAAUAAGGAGGAUCGGGGAAGGAAAGCAGACGAAGACGGGCGCAAGGAGUUCAGAGACCGCGAUGCGGAGAGAGACAGGGAGCGUGAGCGGCGGCAGAAAGAGAAGGAGCGUAUGAGGCGGCAGGACGAGGAUCGGCGGAGAAGGAGAGAGCGGCAGGACGGAGAGAACGCCAGCAUGAAGCGGGGGGAGGAUGAGGGAAAAAAAGAAAAAGAGCGUGCCUCGGAAAAGAAAAGGGGUGAAAACGCGGCAGACUCCGCUCACACUGAGAAGCCAGAGAGGCCCGCCAAGGACAACAAGAAGGAGGAGAGCGCUAAAAGAGAGCGGCUACGAAAUAAGGACCGGCCGGCUAUUCAACUGUACCAGCCAGGGGCCAGAAGCCGCAAUCGAGCAGCUGCAGGAGGAGGGGGAGGAGGGGGAGGAGGAGGAGGAGGAGGAGGAGGAGGAGGAGGCGCUGAAUCCAGCUCUGUCGACAGAAAGCCAGAUACUGAGACCAAGAAAGUGUCUGACAAAGGAGAUGAUUGAGCAGAUUUCUACUUGUGGCAUAUUAAGUGUGGUGAGGAGACGGGCCUGCGAGGCUCAGAGCGGCGCUAUGUCGCCUCAGGGCCACGUGCAGCUCAAGCAGGACUGCGUUUUCCCCGGUCUCAGAGGCAGAGAUGUGAUUGAGGAGCCUCUUAGUGCCUGAAUGUGACCCUCUUUAGUUUCAUUUGUUAGGAAAGGUAACAGUAACCUUUGGAAAGAGUUUGGCUGUAGGGCACAUUAGGUGAAGCCAAAGCUUUCUUGGACCAUGAAAACUCAAUAAGUGACCUUAUUUCAGUAUUUUUUUUCUCAGAUGUUAAGUGUCGUACGCGCUGCAAACAUUCGCUUUUACAGUUGUCGUCUGCAUUUAGCUUUCUACUCACUCAACACAUCCACAUUGCCAAGCUCAUCAGCAUAGUUUCUACACUGUCUAGAACUAGAUUUUUGUUUUGCUGUUUUCAGUUUGACGUGUACACAUGGAAAUGACAUCUUACUCUGCCUGGGGAGCUAGACAAUCCAAAUAUAUGUGUAUUAAAACUUUUCAUGGUCUAUAACUCACAAAUAGUUGUCGUCUUAUAGGCACAACUGUUAUGCGUACUGAAUGACAGAGUCUGUGCUUACCUGUUUUGGGAUCAUGUGUUCUUUUCCUUCAUCCAUUCAGUGACUUAAGAAGAAAUAAGCCAUUUCUGACUAGACUGCCAUGUGACAGCCGUGCCUGCAUGCAGACUUCAGUUGGAGUGAUCGACUUGUGGCCUUCCUAUCCCCCCCCCCUUUUUCUAAUCUGAGACUCCCCUUAAACAUGAAUCUGUGAUGCACUAAACUGAAUCUAGCAUGAAGACAUAUCACUUCUGAUGAUGCUGACAGUUGACUGGAAAUAAAAGAGGUCUUUGUUAAAGUGAA